UUGACACAGACGAAAUUUGUAUCGACUCACGAAUUGAGUUAAAUACAGGUCAAAUACAAAACUUCUCGGCUGGAACUAAUAAACAGGGCAUAAAAGUUAGGUGACACCGGUCGAUAUUUUGGCGGGAAAGAUUGACAUGGCGUCGAAACUUAAAGUCGAGUUGAUGAACACUUUCAAGAUGCACGGCUUGACACUUCGCGGUGAAGCCAGUAAAUUUCUUUUGGAACAUUUGGAGACUAUGAAAGCAAGUAAAAGAAUGCAGAUGAUUGACAAAAUUUUGGAGAAUAUAAUGAAGCAACCUUUGACAUCAUCUUUGAUAGAUAGAUUUACUUGCAUGACUGCACUGCAGGAAUGUGUUGCUGGUGAUGAACACGAUGGAGAAAAUGCCUUUAGUGUGAUUGAUGCAUUUUCAGUGCCAAGAUACACUUAUGCUGAUGAACGGAAAAAAUUCAUUUUAAACCAAGAACUCGGCUUGUCACCACCCCUACUUCAUGGACAACCAGCUGACCUCGGGAAAUUGUUUAAGGAUCGUUAUAUGUUACUCUAUCAGAGAACUAUGCGCCAUCAUCUAUUUACACCACCAGCCAUUGGAAACAUGGAUGAAAAUUCUCAAAAAUUUCAGCUGAAACCGAUCGAGCACCUUCUGGGUACAACAUCUAAAGUUGGAGAACUCAUUGUUCUUGGGAUGCUGACACAGCUGAAAGAGGGGAAAUGGUACCUUGAAGACCCAAGUGGCUCAGUCCUUAUUGAUCUCACUGGAGCAAGUUUCCACACUGGACUUUUCACUGAAAACUGCUUUGUACUAGCUGAAGGUUGGUAUGAAGACAGCAUCUUCCACGUGACGGCAUUUGGCUUCCCACCACCUGAACCUGCCUCCGUUACCAGGUCCUAUUUUGGCAACAUCAACUUUUUUGGAGGUCCUCUCAAAACCUGUGCUAAGGCUUCAGACAAGCUACGUCACCUUGAAGUCGAAAAUCAAGAGUCCAUGUUUGUCUUUCUGUCUGACGUUUGGUUAGAUGAGCCAAAAGUGGUCGACAAAUUAAAGGUGUUGUUUAGUGGUUAUUCUGAACACCCCCCUGUUGCAUUUGUGUUUUGUGGUAACUUCACGUCACUGUGUCACCAGGCCAAUCACACUAAAAUACUUCGAGAAUCGUUUAUUGAAUUGUGUGAUAUAAUCUGCAAAUACCAGAAUCUUAAGGACUGUUGUAGGUUCAUAUUUGUCCCUGGUCCAUUGGACCCAGGACCUACAAACAUACUUCCUCGACCUGCGAUUCCCAACUCUAUCACAGAAUAUUUCCGGAAGAAAAUCCCUCAUGCAAUAUUCACCAGCAAUCCUUGUCGGAUCCAAUACUGCACACAAGAGAUUGUUGUCUUUCGAGAAGAUAUUGUUACCAAGCUUUGUCGCAGCUGUAUCAGAUUCCCUACCUCUGGUGAUGUACCUACUCAUUUUGCUAAAACUAUAGUGUCCCAGGGUCACCUCUGUCCACUACCACUUCAUGUAUGUCCAGUUUAUUGGGCCUAUGACUGUGGCUUGCAACUCUAUCCCUUGCCAGAUCUACUUGUAUGCGCUGGCAAAUACGAUGGUUUCACAGUAAAUUCUCUUGACUGCAUCAUAACAAAUCCCGGAUCCUUUUCACGGUCAAAUUUCUCCUUUAAAGUUUAUAUUCCGAGUACGAAACAAAUGGAGAACAGCAAGAUAGAAUGAAACCAGGUUUUUAUCCGAGUUGUCUACAAGCAUUUGUCUGAUACUUCACAGCAGCAGGGAAGUUUCUGGAAUCCCGUUUGUUAUUGUUUUGUUUUGUUUUUUUUUUUUUUUCCUUUACUUUUCAAAUGCCGUCUGUUGUGUAAUAAGGUUUAUAACCUUUAUGACUACAAAUUUUGCAUGCUCCAUUUCUGUAUAAGACACGCACAAACCCUGCCAGGCUGGCAAGAUUUUCGGUCCUGAUUCAUGGUUGAAUUUUGCGUGUUAAAAAAUGCACUUGUGUGUUAGUUUAAUUUAAAUUUUGAAAAUUUUUCCACUAUUCUAAUGAUAAAAUCCUCUCUUACCCUUCUUCAGCCCUCUUUCACCUAAUUAACCCCCUCCCCCACUCCUAAAAAAUAUUCCUAUAAUUAUCCCCAUUCCUCUUAUUCCCACCACUUUA
Octopus sinensis (East Asian common octopus) is the source of this 2141-nucleotide messenger RNA. Its product is annotated as DNA polymerase epsilon subunit 2-like. Gene Ontology annotation, cellular component: epsilon DNA polymerase complex. Lineage: Eukaryota; Metazoa; Mollusca; Cephalopoda; Octopoda; Octopodidae. The transcript has 15 exons. Gene Ontology annotation, biological process: error-prone translesion synthesis; DNA-templated DNA replication. The record is from RefSeq and is a predicted model, not a curated record. Bases 137 to 1705 code for a protein of 522 amino acids. Gene Ontology annotation, molecular function: DNA binding.